AUGUCAAAACAUAAUAUGGAUGUGGAAGAUGUUUGUGUUGGCCCAAAUUGUCCAGGUGGAGGCUAUAAUCGAUAUGCAACAAAGAAAACAAUUGCUGAAGGAAGUUUUGAAAUCGCUCUUCUAAUAACAAAUGCUGUACAAUUAAAAGUGUUGUUAGGACACAUGGACCGAACACCAUUAUGGUGGGUGGGUAUCGCUUUAGUUAGCGCAUCGUUAUUAAUUCAAGUGUUAAAUGGUUGUAUCUUGGUCAUACUUGGUCUCGAUGAUAUAACAAAACAACGUCGUCAAACUCGUCUUGUGUCGUUAAAUAAUUUAUCACUAAUAUUAUCAGUUAUAUUGUCUGCUGUUAAUAUUGUUCUAAAUGUUAUUGUAGCUGUUGAUUCUAAUUUAUUAUCAACAGUCAAUCCAAAUAAAACAACAUUAAAAAUAACUUGA
This is a messenger RNA of Didymodactylos carnosus, 435 nucleotides long. NCBI's taxonomy places the organism in Eukaryota, Metazoa, Rotifera, Eurotatoria, Philodinida, Philodinidae. The record is from the annotation of a GenBank genome assembly.